GUGGGAGACCUUGGGUAAGAUGGCGAUCGGAGUUCGGUGAGAACGGCAGACAUAUUUGCUGCUCUUGCGUUUAGUGAGUUUCGCUGUCGUUUAUUGGUAAAUUUCAUUGUUAAAAAUUUGAGAAACUGUUUCUUUUAACUGUUUACAAAUGUCUGGAGGCGUUGCAGUUGCAGAAUCUAUUGCAGAAGCUUGUUUGAAAAUUGAACCGAGUGACGUUGCGCGUCGUAUUGAGAACCUCCCAGAUAUGCAGUCGACAGACGCGCAAGUGGAUGGCGGGUCAAAGGAAGAAGACACCGCUAAUACAAACGGUGAAGGUACUGCAUUCAGAAAGCGAAAGAAGACUCGAAGAGGAAAGCCGAAGAGACGCAGGUUGAAACCGUAUUCACGUCUUUGGCAAGAUGAUAAACAGCGUUCGACAAAUAACAGACGAUCUAAAGUAUAUGCGUAUGGACAGCCAGAAGCGCCGUUUAACACGACACAGUUUUUGAUGGCGGAUCACGAUCUUCAGGGAUUGGAUGACCAUCUUCGAAAUGUCCCGGUUGUACAACGACCACCAAGAGCGCGAGAUUCGAGUUUUAGCGUGGAUUCGGAGGAUGAUUAUUUUUAUUCCUCGCCGGAAGACGAAGGCGAAUUUCUUAGUAAAGAAUUCACAAAUACUUAUGAAGAUCUCCACGCAGAAAGGAUAAGUGCUAUGUCGAAAAAUCAACUAAUUCAAGAAUGUCUGAUGCUGGAGGAGAAGGUUGAAAUGUUGGAGACAAGAGUGAAAUCUCUUGAAGGCAGCCGGGUUACGGAUCAGGUGAGCGCCGACAGUGUAUCGGAAGAACGAGUGGCGGAUGCAGCGGAACUUGAAAGGUUACAACUCGAGAACGAACAGUUGCGGAGAGAGAACGAUCAUCUUAGAAGGGAAAACGAUCAUCUUCGUUCUUAUAUGAAAAGAAAUUCUUCGACUGUUUCGUCUGUGGAUUCAGAAAGUGAUAGUUCAUCGUCUUCGUGCUCAACAGGCAGUGAUUCUUCGGAAAGUGAACAUGAGAUGGAAGACUGUGAAGAGACUGAUGCAGUGAGAUUCGAAAAUGAAGAAAUCGAUGCCACUGACCGCGAAAAUCCGGAAAAUGUUCAGUUUGACAGAUCGACAGCUGAUGUCCCUAUUAGUCCGGCACAUGAGGGGACUGCAGAUAUGAGAGAGGAAAUUGACAGUGAAGAGCACAAAAAUUCAGACCAAAUUCAAAGGAAUGGUAGUUCGUUAACAGAAGUGUUUGCGGCAGAGCCCGAGCCAGAAACUGCUGUACCACAAGGCAGCAGUUCUGCCCGGUUGGAGAGUAGCGAAAUGGACAGUGAAGAAAGUAAAUAAGUUGCUGUAGGUCAUCAGGAGUUGAGGUACUGUGGCAGAUACCAUAAAGGAUGAGGGGGCCUGGAGGUGAUAAUGCUAAUACAACAUGGCUUCCCAUAGUCCUGCAUUUCUGCUUGAAAGUGAUCUGAUUAGUAUUCUGGGGGCAUCAUGACGGUAUCUCAGCAAUGGUGAGAUAGUUGGAGGGUCUGCAGUAUACACUACAGAUCUAUCCAUCCACCAUUUAUUCGUCAACAUGGUGUAUGGAGAAAGAAGAUUGUUGACUGAUCGGACAUCAACAAAUUGUGAUAUCUUUGUUCGAGGAGCCAUUUUUUGUGCACUGCUAACGGUAUAUCUGCAAUUCCAUUUGAAGUUGCUGACUCUUGUUGAACUGUUAAGGAAAAGGGAUGAAUUAUAUAUACUGCAGUGAGAACUAAAUGUUUCUUACCACCAUAUAUAUCACUGCAUUACUUCCAGGUCAAACUGUUGCUUUGUCAAACUAUUUAAUAUAUUUAUAAAUUACGGAUACCCAAAAUGGCUAGUCAUAGAAAGAAAGACAGAAAAAUGCAGUAACAAGUAGCAGCAGACUGAUACGAAGAAAAUGCAAGAUGAGUUACAGCUGUGUCCAUUUAAUUUUUUCCCCCUUUCCAGAUGAUUUUCCUUCAAACUUAACAUCAUGGGAGAAUGUCUCACAUAGCCUCUGGAUAUCACUGUUUCCUUCAA
Schistocerca serialis cubense is the source of this 2047-nucleotide messenger RNA. RefSeq names its product protein HEXIM1 (gene Hexim). Gene Ontology annotation, biological process: negative regulation of transcription by RNA polymerase II; negative regulation of cyclin-dependent protein serine/threonine kinase activity. The record is from RefSeq and is a predicted model, not a curated record. The transcript has 5 exons. Gene Ontology annotation, molecular function: cyclin-dependent protein serine/threonine kinase inhibitor activity; 7SK snRNA binding. NCBI's taxonomy places the organism in Eukaryota, Metazoa, Arthropoda, Insecta, Orthoptera, Acrididae. Gene Ontology annotation, cellular component: nucleoplasm; nucleus; cytoplasm. Bases 149 to 1348 code for a protein of 399 amino acids.